UUCCCUUUCAUUUUUAUUUGUUUAAUAGUUUUUCAUAAACAGUUGAAUUUUUUCUUUAUUUUUUUUUCUUUCAGAUGGAACAUACAUCUGAGACUAUGCUUUUAAAUCAUGAGGCUACUCAGUCACAAGCCAACAUGGAUUCUGAAUAUGUUUUUGAACAUGAAGACAUGCCUUUGGACGAUCAAACCAUUGCUAUUAUGGAUUUUGGUGAUCUUACGCCCUCUCAGUUGGAUUCGCCUUUCGCUGACACCCCAGAUUUGAUUUGCUUGGAGUGUAAUAAAACCUUUGCACACCAGAGAAGCUUGACAAGACAUAUAAAAGUGCGACAUUCGGCAGGUAAAUACAUUUGCUCUAUAUGCAAAAAGAUCUUCCAACGCUCCGAUAAACUGAAUAAUCAUAUGAAGAUUCAUGCUAAACCCCAGAAAUCCAUGCCAUCUCACGCAGUGAAACGAGCAGCUCCCCCUGCCACCAUGCCUGCCCCUAAACGACCGAGGCAAGAGCGUCCACCCUGCCUUGGUACGUUUGCUACGGAAAUCAUUUAUCCUAGUGAAGACUUACAAGUGUUUUUAGAGUUGUCAAAAACCGAAGUCGCGAGCAAGAUUCAAGAAGCUGCCGCACAGCACCAGGGGAUUAAAUGGUACUUGAAUGCUUGUGUGAAGAUGAUCAAAAAAGUGUCAGAGACCGAGGAGGAGACAUGCACCCCUUACUUUCGAUCAAAAUGCAGCACUACGCUCACAGGAGAAAUGCACGAUAUGCAGACAGCUAUUGAAAAGGUAAGAAAGUUGAUUUUAUUUGAACUUUAAUUUAUUUAAAAAUGUGUGUAAAAUUAGUAUCACUCAUGAAAUGUUUUACAAGUGCUGGAUUCCUUGGGCAAAUUUCUGAAAAAUGGCUCAGGAUGGGUUUUAGACUCCGUUCAAUACCUGGAGCUCAAGACCGCAGUCUACAAACCCCUGACGGCCUCUUUUUAUAUACCCCUACCGAAAGCCUUAGCCAGUAAAAUGGCUGUUCUCAAUAUACAGAAUGAGGACCACAAAUGUCUGGUGUGGAGCGUCUUGGCAGCCCUUCAUCCCGUUGAAGAUCAUAGAGAACAUGUAUACAGAGUAUCUCAUUAUAAGCCCUAUGAAAGAGAAGUCAAUGUGGAUGGCCUGUCUUUCCCUACCCCCAUUCACCAGCUGGACAAGUUCGAGAAAAUGAACAACCUGCCGAUCAACGUGUUCGGUUGGGAAAACAAUGAGGUUUUAUCUCUUCGUAUCACCAGGAGUCGAAACGGUGAUCGACAUAUCAAUCUGCUGCUCAUUUUCGAUGAGGAAAACAGACACUAUUGUCCCAUUUAAAACAUGUCUCGUCUUCUUGCGGGCUUGACGAAAAAUUGUCAGGAGAAAUUUUAUUGGGACUAUUGCUUACACAGGUUCAAAAAGAAGGAGACUCUCGACGCGCAUGUAGAAGACUGUCGAUUCCAUGGAGUACAAAAAAUUAAAAUGCCGGAAAAUAAAUUGUUAAAAUUUGACAAGCCCCAGUUUCAACUACCCAUUCCAUAUAUAGUUUAUGCUUGAUUUCGAAUCCAUUUUAGUGAAGAAAGAUACUUGUCUACCAGAUCCUUCGAAGUCAUCUACCACCCCUGUAGCCGUCCAUCUUCCUUGUGGAUACUGUUACGUGAUCGUGGGACCAGACGGUUCAUUUUAUCGGGAACCUCAAGUCUAUAGAGGGAAAGACGCUGUCAACCACUUUCUAAUCAGCUUUACUGGAAGAAGAAAGGGGCAUCUUUGAAAUUUUGAAAACUGUAGAGCCCAUGAUUUUCACCCAAGAAAAUCAGUGGGCCUAUGAAUCUGCCUCUGAAUGUCAUAUCUGUGAGAAGCCAUUGAAUGGAGAUAAGGUGCGGGACCAUUGCCAUCUUACGGGAGUCUACAGAGGAGCAGCUCAUAAUGGAUGCAACAUCAAUUUCAAAUUUGCAAAUUUUCUACCUGUGGUCUUCCAUAAUCUGAAGGGAUAUGAUUCUCACCUCCUGAUGCAAGCGGUGGGAAAAUUCAAAGACGAAGAGAUUAAGUGUAUUCCGCAGAAUUCAGAAAAAUUCAUUUCUGUUUCUUUGGGUCGUCUACGCUUCAUCGAUUCUCUACAAUUUCUGAAUGCUUCUUUAGACAAGCUGGCGGCUAA
This is a messenger RNA of Stegodyphus dumicola, 2151 nucleotides long. Its product is annotated as zinc finger protein 646-like. Lineage: Eukaryota; Metazoa; Arthropoda; Arachnida; Araneae; Eresidae. The record is from RefSeq and is a predicted model, not a curated record.